ACAAGGAUCCAUCUUACUCGCCUGUCCGGCCUCCAGCUAUACCUCUCGCUGUCCGCAGCCCCUACACCAGCAUCUGGUCAUCUACUGCCAACAAUGGCACUCUCAACAGCAACGCAGCUAUGUUCUGGCCUGGAACCACUGCUGGCUGGGAAGGUAUCAUCGUCGUAGAUCAAGUUGCUUACGAGUAUCUGGGUAUUGGUUUGCAGUCUCUCCCGCCCCUCAAGAACAUCAAAACUGCUUCCCAACUCGCCGUCUCGUUUGAUUCUCAGUAUUCAAAUUUCACCAUCCGUGCCGGACCUGUCGACCUUGUUGCAAGCUUCUUCAGCCCAGUCAUACCACAAGACCUUUGCCGGACCAGUAUGCCUCUUAGCUACCUUGAAGUCACCUUCCACAGUACGGAUAACAAGGCUCAUGACGUCCAGCUAUACAGCGAUGUCAACGCAGGUUGGAUCUCACCGGAAACUAAUACUACCGUGACAUGGAACCUGUUUGAAGGAGCCUCAGCUGUCAAUGGAAGUGGCAAUGUGACAACUCGUCCAUCUGCUAUUUACAGUUGGGUGCUCGCCCAAGAAACACAAUACGAGUUUGGAGAGGAGGCCGACUUCCCACAAUGGGGCAACUUCACCUACUCCUCGAGCCCUGGUGAUUCUCGAAACUUUAGCUUCCAGAGUGGCUAUUCUCUCGACCUUCGAUACAACUUCGUCACAAAACUCGGACUCUCUGACGUUGUGGAUUCUGAUUACCGUGGUGCUCAAAGCAAAGAACCGAUUUUCGCAUUCGUGCAUGAUUUCGGCUCAGCAACUUCGGGAAAUACACUCUACACUAUCGGAACAGUGCAGAAAAAUGUCAUCAGGUUCCUGACAUCAGAUGGGCUUGUCUCUCUUCAACCAUGGUGGACAGAGUGCUACGGAGAUAGUUUGUUUGACCUCAUCGAGUUUCAUUAUAACGACUUCGCAACCAGUCAAGCCAAGGGAGCUGAUUUCGAAGCUCAGCUCAAGGCAGACGUCAAAGCGUACUAUUCGACCACUCCAGGAGCAAUAUACAGCAACAGCACUCCGUCGCCUCCUCCUUCAUAUGCCAAUGCUUCAGACGAAGAGUUUCACGGCACAAAUCAAUGUGGCCAAGCCUACAUCUUUGAUUCAAGCAACGGAUAUGGUUUCCUUGACCCCAACAACUUCAACGGCAUUGCUGUCCCUGAUGUCUCGGAAGCUGAGAGCUACUAUGCUAUUGUCGCAUUGAGUGCACGUCAGGUCAUGGGGGCUUACGUUCUGACGGUCCCGCCGAACCUUCAGUAUGGCAACCUGUCUUCAAUCGUGCCAGGUGAACCACUUCUGUUUCAGAAAGAGAUCUCAAGUGAUGGCAACGUGAACACCGUGGACGUUGUCUUCCCGGCACUGCCCUUCUACCUUUACGCCAACCCCCAGAUGCUCAAACUUGUUUUGAACCCAUUACUCUAUAACCAGGAGAACGGAUUCUACCCCAAUGGUUACAGCAUGCACGAUCUGGGCACACAUUUUCCCAAUGCCACUGGCCAUGUCGAGGGCAAUGAUGAGUACAUGCCUGUCGAGGAAAGUGGUAACAUGCUUCUCAUGGCUUAUGCUUACUUCAAGUUUACUGGCGAUGCAGCCUUCCUCUCCCAGAACUACGCCAAACUUCGUCAAUGGGCAAGCUACGUAUCCCAGUACUCGCUGAUUCCAGAGGCACAGUUGAGCACUGACGACUUUGCUGGAACGCUUGCCAACCAAACUAAUUUGGCCAUUAAGGGUAUUGUGGCACUCAAAGCAAUGUCCUUUAUCUCUGACGCCGUGGGUGACCUUCAAGCGGCGGCCAAUUACUCAGCUACUGCUUCUACUUACUUUACCCAAUGGGAACAAUUCGCAAUCGAUCCAAGCGGUACCCACACGAUGCUCGCCUAUCAAAGUCGUGGAUCCUUCGGUCUUCUCUACAACACCUACCCUGACAAGCUUCUGAACCUCGGUAUCAUUCCCCAGAGUCUCUAUGACAUGCAAAGCGAGUGGUAUCCGACCAUCUCUCAAAUCUUUGGUUCUGAUUGGGAGAUGUGGACCGCAGCAACAUGUUCCCCUGAGACUCGUCGACUCUUUGUCAAUUCGCUAGCAUACUGGCUGAACAACACGAGUACGGGAUUGCCGUUCGGUGAUCUUNUUGACACUGUUGGUACUGGUGGCUAUCCCGUGGGUGGUCCAACCUUCAUAGCGAGACCUGUUGUUGGAGGCCACUACAGUCUACUAGCACUGCUGAAAACUGGUCAAAACAGCCAGACCGGCACCAUGCCUGGUGGUUUCCCACAGAACAGUACGCAGGCACUGCCGGAGUCGCAAGCAGGUUACUUGAGCAUUUCAGCUUCAAGCGUGUCGUUGCCAAUGACCAGCACGGCUACUAUGCCGGCACCGUCGCACAGCUACUACAGCAAUUACACUAGCUCACGUACUUGGCGCAGA
This is a messenger RNA of Aureobasidium musti, 2459 nucleotides long. The record is from the annotation of a GenBank genome assembly. Lineage: Eukaryota; Fungi; Ascomycota; Dothideomycetes; Dothideales; Saccotheciaceae.